This is a messenger RNA of Dichotomopilus funicola, 543 nucleotides long. RefSeq lists its product as uncharacterized. Bases 1 to 543 code for a protein of 180 amino acids. The record is from RefSeq and is a predicted model, not a curated record. The transcript has 3 exons. NCBI's taxonomy places the organism in Eukaryota, Fungi, Ascomycota, Sordariomycetes, Sordariales, Chaetomiaceae.
AUGGUUCGAGCUGCUUUCACUACGUUCGUCUUGCUGGCCGUGUGCCGAGCGGUUGGCGCUUCUCCCACCACCGACACUACCUUUGUCACGUCCACCUUCUCCUUUGCCGAGUGGGUUGAGGGUAUCAUCGCUGAUCCUCAGGGCAACCACCUUACCGCCAAACAAGCCAUCGCAGCUUUCUAUGCCGGCCGCAAUAACACUGUUUUUUCCGAAAACGUGAGACGCGGCCCUCUGUUGAAAAGAGCGUCAUGCAACGAACAACCGAAUACCGAGAUUCCGGUCGGCGACGCGGUGAGCUGCAUCAACUAUCUGACGGCCAAGGGUCAGACGGCGUGCGUCGUCAAUGACUAUUCGAGAUUAUGUGAGAGUGGCCAGGCACUCAUGGAUGGGAAUUCGGGGUCUCCCACAUCCUCGGCUUGCAAUGACGUUGCUCGCGCUGGCGGCUUCAUCAUGGAUCAUUGCACCCGAGCCGACAACACAGUGGAGGGAUCUGAGUAUGCGUACGGGAACGGGAAUCUGCUCGUGCGAAUCCACAGGGCAUAA